Molecule: messenger RNA, 3884 nt
Organism: Vespa mandarinia (Asian giant hornet)
Lineage: Eukaryota; Metazoa; Arthropoda; Insecta; Hymenoptera; Vespidae
Source: RefSeq, a predicted model, not a curated record
UAGCUAUUUAUCGACGGGCGGCAGUCGCGGGGAGACUACUGUCUCACAGAUCUUUGCGGAAUAUCGAGUACAGAUACCUUUCGCGUACGCCUACAAUGAUUGGUUUCAAUGGCUGACAUCGUUAAAGCUUACCUUGUAUGGGUAACGCUCAAAACAAAAAAUACGACGGGAGUUAUUUAUCAAAAAUAAAGGACACCACGAGCGCGAUCGCGAAAAAUAAUCCUAUCAUCGAUCAUACAUAUCGAUCUUCUCCCUCCACCCUCGGAAAAAGUUAUCGUACAAGUAAACCUAUCGUCAUCGGAAGGAGUUCGUUUGAGAAGAGACAAUGGGUAACAUCAAGUCGAGAAGAUCAAGAAAAGAUAAGAGCAAGAAAGCUAAGGGUGAUGAUAGAAAUCGAAGUUCCGAUAUGGAAGAUGACUAUGACGAGAAUGAAGAUAUGGAAAUGAAAUGGUUGAGAAGAACCAUAAGGAACGAACCAGAACACUUUGUACUUAAUAAUCUUAUGAUGUGCGUGCAAUUCUUUGGAAAUUACGAAAAGGAUAUUGCACGCAUUAGGAAAGGCUUGGUGUCGUCUCGCGAAGCGGACUUAAACGAACAAUUGGCUCCGCAUAAGCAUGUCUUAUUGCCGGAUGUUCUUCAGGAAGAAGUAGCACGGAACGUAGGCUUUACGUCGUCAAGACAAACUUUACGUCCAACCAUUGAACCACUACAACCCGUUCGAAUUUACGUUGUACACGACAACAUCGAGGUUAUCGAGGAAGAUGCAACUUAUAGUCCUAUGAACGAUAAUUCCAUUUAUAGUAUGAUAUUGAAACAAACCGAACAUCGAGGAUAUGUGAAACUACAACUGCAGGAUGAUACACCCCUAUUGAAAAAAGUGAUAGCGGAAGAAGAAUCAAAUGGUAUGAAAAACGACGAUGGCUUUUACAGUGACGGAGAUAGCAUAUACGGUUCAAAAUACACACGGAAUAGAGGACUAGAUAGGCAAUCCAAAAAUUCUCUUCGGUCUUCGAAGUACAAUCAUAGUAAUUCUAACCUUUACGACGAAGAUACUCUGUACGAAAAACAAAAAAGUUUUUCCCAAGAGAACAUUUACGAACCGGGCAGUUCUCAUGAUCGAAUCAAAGUCGAAUCGGAUCAUUACAAGGUACAUUCUUUGAUCGAGGAAAGAUCCUCUAGAGUUCCCGAACCACCUCCGAGAAACGGUUAUCCGAAUUGUGGAGGUCAUCAUUCAAGGACCAAACAUUACAAUAAAACGAAACUUUAUUCGAACUUUAGUCGAGCAAGUAGCAUCAGUUCUGGUUAUAGAUCCGGGAACUAUGUAGUCGACAGUGAUAGCGAUUGUAGCUGUAAUCAUACUUGUAACCUCUCGCGAAGUUGCGACGAUUUAUAUACUAGCGGUGAUGUAUCGAAGAAUACAGAAACCGACGAAGAUUCUGAUAUAAAUCAAAUACCACGGAAAUGUUUCAAAAAGAUCACUUACACCAGCGAGGGAAAAAUAUACGAUCCUCUCGAGGAAAGAAGAUAUCCAAUGAACAACAAGCAGAAAAGAAUACGACAGGUUCUUAAACGUUAUAAUUACAACGUCUUUUAUGUUAGCAGUCUUUACUUUAUGAAACAUUUUUUCGGAGUCUUCAUCCAUCAGCUAAUUGACGUUUUUGGAUUCGAUCACGACUCGGUGGAAGAUAUGAAACCAGAGGGUUGUAUUAUUUAUUACGACAAGGUAAUAAUAUCUCACGCAACGAAACUCACCAUGGUAGAACCUUACGAGAUCAUACCAAGUAUUUGGUCCCAAUGGCCCGAUGAUGCUAAAGAAUGGUUGAAUCGUCCUCGUAGUACCUGGCCCAGCGACGACGAUCUUGGGGAAAUAAGAAAUUUGGGAUGUUACAUAGUACCGGAAGGAUUUUCGCCUAGGAAGGGUAUAAAUAUUUAUGAAAAUAUUGAAUGGCUAUUGACGUUUCCUGCUGCCGAACGAUAUUUGGAAACUUGUAUGACAUCUGCUCAGAUACAAGUUUACUUGAUGGCACUGAUGCUGCACAAGACAUUUAUAAGGCCGGUAUUCGAUUCUAUGUUCGGACUGACGACGGCACACAUCAGGAAUAGACUUUUUUGGAUGAUAGAAGAGAAUGAUAGACCGAGUAAAUGGCCAAAUAAUCGGACUGGCGAGUGUCUAAUUAAAUUUCUGGAAUCCAUGUAUUAUUACAUCAGUCAAAACGAUCCGAUUCUAUCGGAUUAUUUUAUCAGAGACAGGAAUCUCUUUCAAAAAAUACCAAGCGAGCAUCUAUUACAUACGCAGAAGCAGAUCAAACGAAUUCUCGAGAAUCCAAUAAUGUACGUCUUUCAUGCGAUGGAGAACGUCAAGUAUAAUCAGCAAUUCUUUCCUCAAAUUAAUUUUGGAUUACUUUUAAACAUUCUUACCGCCAAUGUCUUGACGUUGAUUAAUCCGGCCCUUACCGGAUAUGUUCACAAACCUAUGUCCAAGUCGACCGAGGACGAGUAUAGUACGACAAAGAGCGGUAAACCUAUAUACACGGAUACCCGACCUGGUGGUUUUUGGGUGAAUGCCAAAAAUUUAAGCCGGACCGAGGAUGAGCAGAAGAUCUAUGCUAAUAGACCGACGGUGACUAACAAAACGCUGAUAAAUCCGCGUAAGGCAACGGAUUCGGUUAUCGAAAUUUCGGUACGAUGUGCCGAUUUGGAAGGCAUAAGGCUAUGCGCAUUAUUAGACUUUUUCAUCAGUCACUUCAUUAAAAUGGGCGAACGUUUUCAUCAAUAUCGUGCUAUCCAACAAAAGAUGAUGUAUUUAGAUCAGGCAGAUCGACUCUCUAUUCUUCUUUGCGAACAUCCAAGAUGGAAGGAAGAUGCUAAAGCAUAUCGCGAUAAAAUUAGGGUCCUUAGAAAACGGCAGGAUUAUAAAUUGGCCGAAAAUGUUCCACAGCAAAAGCCAAUUAGAAAUGUUGAAGAGUCAAUUUUUGCUGUGCCGUUGAAAAAUCGUUUUACUAAAGAAUCUCUAGAAAAAUUACCACCUGUUGCGAACGAAGCGAAGCAAUCGGACAUAAAGGAUCAUACGUAUGAUUCUGCGUCGGUAACGAAAGCAAUGAUUGAGGAGAGACCACGUACACCUCCUUCAUCCAGAAUAAAUCGCGCAGCGACACAGACUCCUCCAGUACCUAUCCCAACGGAUAAAGUAUCCAGUCCGACAAGGCGAGUACCUAAUCCAGUGGACAAAGUAACCAAUCCGACUAGGCGAGUAACUAGUCCAGUAAACAAAAUAUCCAAUCCGACUAGGCAAAUACCUAGUCCAAUAAACAAAUUACCUAGUCCGACUAGCCGAAUACCUAGUCCAACAAACAAAAUGUCCGGUCCGAUUAUGGAAGUAUCUUCUCCGACAAUGAAAGUUCAAAAUGAUCGGGAAAGUUUAAACUCAUCGGUGCCAAUAAGGGAUAAACAAGAAAAAUCGACGCACAGAGUUUUAUCGCUCGUAGAAAAUGAAAACGAUUCGUUCUUGUCCGAGACAACUUAUAUUUGAAUUAGUUUGAAUUCUCUUUAAAACAGUGUUCCUACAUAUAUGUAUGUAUACCUAGUGUUAAAUAGUUAAAGGACUAAAGGAAAGUAAACGUAAACGCAAACGUAUUUGAAAUUGAUGCGAGCCCUUAUUUGAUAUUUAUUGUUUUUAGAUUAUUUUGUAAAGUACGUGCGUUUCAACGAAGGACAAAUACUCGACGAAUACUUUUCGAUAUUUGAGAGAACAGUUACGAUGAAACAGAUUCGAUGUAGCAUUAACUGUAUAAAGUAUCCAUUUUAAUUCGAAUGCAAUAGGCAUAAGACAACUUGCUAUAAUUAAUUCUGUAUUAUUUUAACAAUUAAAGUAAUAGAAAUGGAAA